Messenger RNA from Monopterus albus (swamp eel), 2604 nucleotides. RefSeq names its product ras association domain-containing protein 1. Gene Ontology annotation, biological process: Ras protein signal transduction. NCBI's taxonomy places the organism in Eukaryota, Metazoa, Chordata, Actinopteri, Synbranchiformes, Synbranchidae. The record is from RefSeq and is a predicted model, not a curated record. Gene Ontology annotation, cellular component: microtubule cytoskeleton; nucleus. The coding region runs from base 394 to 1566 and encodes 390 amino acids. The transcript is spliced from 7 exons.
GCUGAUAAAAAACAUUUACAAUAAGUUAUCACCACUAUCUUUCUCACUGUUGUUUGCGGGGUGGGGGACUUUACACGCACACUCAGCCGUUCUCCGGACUCAGAGACAUCCCCCUACGUGGAAACAUUCCGGAUGUCGGCAGAGCUCAAUCUCAUCUUUUCGUUUUCUUGAUACUUCCCCCGGCAGCAGUGUGACAGCAGCAGAGGAUGUUAUUGUGUUCAGACCUUCUCAGGUUUCUCUGAUGAAACCGGCUACUUUUCCGUAAAAACCGAGCCUCCUCGCUAACUGUAGCUAGCCGGGGAUGAUAGAGUAUUUUCAGAGAUGUAGCCGAGGCCGCACAUCUCCGUUACUCGGAAACUAUCAGAAAUUACUGCGGAAAGUUUUUCUCUUCGGAUGAGAGAAGUCGAGACGAAGCGGUCGCUUUCUCCCCACUUCUGCGAUGAUGGAGGAAACCAGGUUGUGACUGACACAAUGUCUUGGGGGGAGUUCAUCGAGCUACGUGACAUGCGGGUGAGCAGAGAGCAGGUAGCGCUGACCGGCACACCUGCACCCUGCCAGCCUCCACGCCUGGAGAGAACCAAUGCCCUGAGGAUCAGCCCGGGAAAGGUCCCAGACCUGCUGAGUCGGGUGGGCAUUAUCAGAAUGCUGAGCAGCACACAGGACCCACAGUUCACUGAGGGAAGGGGAGAAGGACACAACUUCCAACCGUGCAGCCACACUCAGCCCACAUGGUGCGACCUGUGUGGAGACUUCAUCUGGGGACUUUACAAACAGAGCCUGCGGUGUGUCAAUUGUAGAUUCACAUGCCACUACCGCUGUCGUGCCCUCAUCCAGCUGGACUGCAGCUGGGACCGAGGCUCUGUGUCUGACCAAACGGAUGUUGUGGAGCACACCAUAGAAACGGACACAAAUGUGGAUGAACAAAUUGAAUCUGGUAAGCCAGAGUUGACAACGACAGAUAUUCAGCAGAAGGUCAAGGAGUACAAUGCUCAAAUCAACAGCAAUCUGUUCAUGAACAUGAACAAGGAUGGCUCCUACACUGGCUUCAUAAAGGUGCAGUUCAAGCUAGUGCGACCUGUGUCAGUUCCAUCUCCAAAAAAAGGAGGUCAUGAUGGGGGUAGGAGGGGUAGCAAAGUAAAGCGUCGCACCUCUUUUUACCUGCCAAAGGAUGCAUCCAAGCACCUGCAUAUAAGCUCGCGCACUUCAGCUCGCGAGGUGAUCGAGGCUUUGUUGAAAAAGUUUACAGUUGUGGACAAUCCUGGCAAGUUUGCUUUGUUUGAGCGCAGCGAGCGUCAUGACCAGGUUUAUGUUCGCAAGCUGUCUGAUGAUGAGCGUCCCCUCUGUCUGCGUCUGUGCACUGGGCCCAAUGAGAAAGUCCUUAGUUUUGUACUCAAAGAGAACGAAACCGGAGAAGUCAAUUGGCAUGCCUUCUCCAUGCCCGAGUUAAAGAACUUCCUGCGCAUUCUGCAGCGUGAAGAAGAGGAACACAUCAAGCAGAUAGUGCAGCGGUACGCUCUGGCCCGCACUAAGAUGCAGGAUGCUCUGGCUGGCUCAACCCCUGGCUGAGACGACUGCACUCGGGGUUAAAUGUGCACCUUUUGGCUGGAGAUUCGCAUAAAGAAUACCAGUCAUUGUUGCAUCCAAAGAUCCCAGAGAACACAACUCAAAAUGCCUCUUCGGUGAACGAGAGAGUGAGACAAGGGCGCAAGACAGUGAGAGAGAGCUAGCGCGAAUGUGCGUGUGAAAUGGUGCGAGAGAUGAGAAGUGCCUUACACCUGGAGAGUCUGAUGUGCCUGAGAGAAUGAGAACUGAAGAUGGGCAGAUGAGAAAGUGGUCGUGUCCCUCACUGGAUACCAUCUGAUUAUCCUGUACAUCAGCAAUGUCACUUUAGUCUGGAAGAAAAUGUCAGUGAUGGUUUUGGUCAUUUAAUUUAAGGUAUAAAAAUUCCUGUGCCAACUAAGCAUUAGUAGAAAAAGCAUAGUGUCCUCCUUUUCUUCAGAAUACAAGAUUGGUAAUAUGUCAUAGAAGGGACUGUUGCCCUGUUUUAGAUGCAUUCUUUCUGAUCUUGAACAACCAAACCAUGAAAACCAUCUUAACGUCAUACUGACAUUUUCCAGUCUCCUAUUCUGAUAAAAACAGAUGUUGCUGAAAUGUAUUUGGAUUUUCAUUUGGCCCAGGCUCAAAUCUGCCACUAUGCCCCAAAGGGUACAACACUUUUUUUUUUUUUUUGAACUGUCAGUUUGUGAGUAUGACUGAUGUUUUGCACAAUUGUAUGGAAUCGUGAAUGUCAGAGCAAUGCAAGUCACAGUUUGACUGGAAUCAGGAAUGAAUAUUUGUAUACAUGUGUUUCACUGGAGCUGUUUGUGAUUACUUACUCAUUUUUCUGUCUUUAAAGAAAAUGUCCUCUGUCUUUAAGAAUCACUUUCAAUUUAUUUGUCUAUUCACAAAUUUCCAUGUUGUGACAACCUUAAAAUGUCGUCAUAAAUGUGCACUGUGUUCAAUAAAGAAUUUCCCAUUCUACAAAGGUAUCUUUCUCAUACCAUAAGUAAAUUGAGCUAAAAGCAAAAUAUGUUCUUUAUUCAACAUGGUGUUCCUUAUAUUCAU